This is a messenger RNA of Coniophora puteana RWD-64-598 SS2, 363 nucleotides long. RefSeq names its product cytochrome c oxidase subunit VIb. Lineage: Eukaryota; Fungi; Basidiomycota; Agaricomycetes; Boletales; Coniophoraceae. The transcript has 6 exons. The record is from RefSeq and is a predicted model, not a curated record. Gene Ontology annotation, cellular component: mitochondrion; respiratory chain complex IV. The coding region runs from base 10 to 264 and encodes 84 amino acids.
ACUUCCACCAUGUCUGAAGAUUUGUCCAGCAAGUACGUUCUCCAAACCGCUGGCUUUGAUGCCCGGUUCCCCAACACGAACCAGACCCGGCAUUGUUUCCAGAACUAUACAGAUUACUUCAAGUGCAUCGCUGCCAAGGGUGAGGACUUCGCCCCCUGCAAGCAGUUCAAGCGCGCCUACAACUCGCUUUGCCCCAAUGAAUGGAUUUCCCGCUUCGACGAGCAGCGCGAGAACGGCACUUUCCCUGCCUCCCUGGAGCCUUGAUGUAUCAUGCUAUUUGUUUCGCAGUAAAACCGUAAUAGAGCAUCAAUUCUCAUUGUAUAGGCCUGUCAUGAACGCGUAUGCCGAGAAUGUUACACCCAC